CUUCAUUGGUACCAUACAGAGAAAAGUACACAAUAAAUGCUGAAGAGUUUACCUUCGACAAUCUCUAAAAAACGGAUUACUUUUAUCUCAACUACCCCUUCUUCCAACACCCACACAGCAUUCGACUAGAUUAGGAAAGACAUUCAGACAUUUUGUUUCGAUAAAAGUCUUUCUUCUUUAUUGGACCUAUAAGCAGUGUAAUCAUCGUUGGAUAGUACUCAGAAAAAUGAAGUGGCUGAGAACUGGGAUAUUCAUUAUUUUCUCUGUUCUUGCAUUUUCAGAUGCAAGGUCUCAUUCAAAUGGUGGCUGUCCAUACCGAAUGAAACCUAUACACUCCUUUUUCCAUGGCGUUGUGUGUGCACGGAGUAUACAUGACAUCAAUGAAGGAAAUUACAUCCAUUCAGUGGAUUUAAUAGACAGAAAAACGCUAGAAUCAGAGAAAUUAAAAAAUAAUCCAACGCUUUCUCCUUUGAAGAGCGAAGAUUUUCAAGUCUCAUCAGGUAACGAAUAUGUCAACCAAGAUCAUGCGACAUCAUCUAAAGAAAGCACACUCAGAGCCACCACUAAGGAUAAUGCUAUCGUAUCUACAAUCCAGGCGUCAAAAAAUGUAGCACAGAUAAGGGAAAAAGACUCAGUUACUGUUACUGAUAAUAUAAAGGGGAAUAGUAAAGGUUCUUCAGAAAAAAGUUAUGAUAAGGCAAGCAAAUCCUCAGAAAGGGCAUCCUUUGCUUCAACACCGACUAUAUUAAACGUAACCAAUGCUAGGACUCAGAAGAUACAGCCAACUAUCUCUACCGUGAACGACAGAUCUUCGGAAAGGUCCUCCCCAUUCAGAAAUAUCUUUUACACAACCACAUUUAGCAGUCAUGUAAAUAAAAAUGUGUUUUCAACAAAAACAUUAACUACGCAGAACAACAGAGAAAAAGCUUUAUUUUCGAAGGGAGAUGCGUCCGGUAAAAAUUCUAUUGUAGUAUCAGUUACGAAUGUGGAAGUUACACCAGGCGACGAAGAACUCUCAACAGUUUCCUCAGCUGAAAGAGUAUCUUCAUCCACAACGCAUUCUAUGGUCAAAACAGUCAAACUGGUUGAAUCAGCAGCCAUCUCAACUAAGGAAGAGGAACCAGAUGUUAUUAUAGAAGCAAUGUCAUUUACACAGGAGGAUGCGAACAUCAAAUCCAUAAAACUAGUCUUUUCAGUAGUAUUUCUAACCGUUGCUACCAUAUCAAUAGCUUUACUCGUUACUUAUAUGAUGAAGGUUAGACGGAGAUAUACCCAGUAUGACGAAGUUGUACUACUACCAUGAACCGAAGGUGCAAAAUCUUUACUAAGCAUUUUAUAAACAAAUAAGAUGUAAUCUUCUAUUAACUGUUUGUUUUUAAUUUUCAUAUAUUUUACGUAUUUUAGAGCUAGGUUAAAAGUUUACCAUGCCUAAUUGCUAAAUGUAACUAAUGCAUGUAAUUGUAAAACGUUUUCUUAUGUAACCUUAUAGAGGGGGGGAUAAUCCCUUUUUUAUUAUUAGGAUCAUUGGCGCAUUAAAAAAGCUACUUCUUCAGUUGAGAAGCUUUCAUAAAAACGUUGCGCACUAUUAUGGCAUGUAGGAAGAAAAAGGUCAAAGUUUCAGUAAACCUAAGUAAUUACUUAGAAUUUCAUCAUUUUAAAAAUUAAAUCUUGUACCAUUAUUAUGUAAACAAUUAUAUCAAUUAACGUAUUUUCAAAGGUUAAAUAUAUUAUAUUUUACAUGCCAGUGUCUUUUACAUGCCAUCUUAAUGUGUUAUAGUAAACUGCAGAUGAAUAGAUACUUAUUUCAACUGUGCAUAAGUUUGUGAAAGUAGAAAGAUAUGGCUUGAAUGCAUGAAUGAAUGCGCUCAAGCUAUUAUGUUACUGGGCAAUAAAACAUGAAAAGAAUCUUUUUGUAAGAUUUAUCGUUCGAAAAUAUUUUAAUUACCAGGUUUCCUAAAAAUUUCGCCAUAAAAUUUAUUUUUCUUAAAAUUAUUAUAUCAUGUGUAUUAAAAAAAGAUCUUUUAAUGA
This is a messenger RNA of Stegodyphus dumicola, 2028 nucleotides long. RefSeq lists its product as uncharacterized. Lineage: Eukaryota; Metazoa; Arthropoda; Arachnida; Araneae; Eresidae. The record is from RefSeq and is a predicted model, not a curated record.